Molecule: messenger RNA, 186 nt
Organism: Clunio marinus
Lineage: Eukaryota; Metazoa; Arthropoda; Insecta; Diptera; Chironomidae
Source: the annotation of a GenBank genome assembly
AUGAAGAGUAUUCAGGAAUAUACAAUCCUGUGGAACGCUACUGAAAGUGGAACCUUCAUCAUUCAGGUGAUGAGACAAAGGGAGCGAAACAACAUGAAGAAGAGUGAAAUGUGGAGCAAAAUUAAGAAGAAAUGUGAAAUUUUUAGUCUCAUGUCUUCACUUUAUAAUGGCAAUGGUCAACAAUAG